AUGGAGGCAUCUUCGCAGAUCCUCACGCCGAGGAUCGUCGACUUUGCUUUGCUGGGUGGGAGCGCCUCGAGAACUCGUGGCACCCAUGGCAUCGAGGCCGUGGAAGGGCUGGAGUGCGGUGCUCAUCAUGUGAUCUGCCUCACGCGACCGCCAGGUCACGACAGAAGGGUGGUCUGGGCGUGGGGCUCUGCUGCUCGAGGGCAAUGCGGCCGGACCUUCGGAGAACGCGCGGAAGACAUUGUGCCCAGGCGCUGGUUUCCCCAGUCGUUGGCCGAUUUCUCUCCACCUUCCGUGCAUUGGCCGGUAGGCAUUGCUGCUGGACGUUCGCAUUCUGCUGUUCUUGCUCGGGCACUCGGACCGUUGAGCCAUGGCAACGAGGGGAAAGAUGCGCCCCUGCCAGAUGCGCUUGCAUGGGGCAGUGUGGGCAGCUCCGCCCGUCCGAAAGAGCUCCACGUGAAGAAGGACAUGCCUCCGGCCGUGGCCGAUUUCAGGGCCAGUGCGGGCCGAAAGAGCAGCCAGGCGUCCAGCCCAGGCGCCACAGCACUCGUUGACACUUUUCGGCGAACAGAGUCUCAUGUCAUAGACGUGUUCUGCCAAAGAUUGGCCUCCCGGGCGCUCGCAGUCCUUGCCGGGCAGAUCCAGGUCCGCCAUGCAGAGCUUGAUCCACAUGGGAGAGGAGGUCCUCAAAGACUCGGAGAGGCUGCGGAACUCGUGGGCGCCAACUCAUUCAGGCCCGGCGCCGAGGCCAAGGCCUCGGCGCCUCUCCUGGCGACUCGCCGAGACUCCGCAGUUCGUCCACAUGACGGGCAGUUGGUCGGAGCAUUUGGCUAUCGCAAGCUUCAGCGGGCGGAGUGGGCGUCAGUCACGGUCGCUUCGAUUGCUUUUGUGUGGCUUCUGGCAAAGACGCCGGGGCCGUGGCGCUCUGCCGCUGGGACACUGAUGUCGGCAAGGCAGCAUGUCAGGAUGCUGCUGUGCUGCCUGAGCAUCAUUUGGCUCGGUGGAUCUUUCUGGGCCACUCUUCUACUACUUGGGGUGUUGUGGAAGAUGACUGUCGCAAAGCCAGAGCUUCAAAAGCCGUCGAGCAUUCUCCCAUCCUCUUUGAGCAGGAUUGUGAGACUGGAGAAGCUAGCGCUUCAUCUGCUGCAGUCAGAGUCCGAGAAAGAGGCCGAUGUCUCCAAGGCGGCGAUGCUCUGUUGCCAUGGCUUCGGUGCGAAUGGGACUUCCUACGAGGAGGUGCUGCCCCUGUUCCUAAAGUCGGGCUUGGCCUCCGUGGUGCUGUGUCCGGACCAAGUUGGCUUCGGGCUGACAGAGAGGCCCAAUCUCGUCUUCAGACGCGGGAUGUCCUUCCGGACAGGGGACCAGACGACUUUGGGCAACCUCUCCGCGCCCCAAAUGUACACACUCCCUGGCAACGCCAUCCUGGCUGGCACAUUGCUGGACAGGGAAUGCGAGCUUCAAAGGAACUCCCUGAUCAUCGGCCACUCCAUGGGAGCGCCUCAUCCUGCUUCUUUCUGUCCUUGGAGGGAGUUACGGGUUACGUGCAGUGGCCGAGGCUAUCACGGCAUCCGCGGUCGCAGUGGCCAGGGCAGACAGAGAUCCCGGUUCCGUUACCUUGGUUUUGGAAACCUGGUAUUGGAAACCAGAAAUUGCUCGCUUCUGAUGGCGGGGCCUUUGCUACAAGUUUGA
This is a messenger RNA of Symbiodinium necroappetens, 1686 nucleotides long. NCBI's taxonomy places the organism in Eukaryota, Dinophyceae, Suessiales, Symbiodiniaceae. The record is from the annotation of a GenBank genome assembly.